This is a messenger RNA of Bolinopsis microptera, 1098 nucleotides long. RefSeq names its product choline-phosphate cytidylyltransferase A-like. Lineage: Eukaryota; Metazoa; Ctenophora; Tentaculata; Lobata; Bolinopsidae. The record is from RefSeq and is a predicted model, not a curated record. The transcript is spliced from 8 exons. Gene Ontology annotation, biological process: CDP-choline pathway. Gene Ontology annotation, molecular function: choline-phosphate cytidylyltransferase activity; phosphatidylcholine binding. Bases 76 to 936 code for a protein of 286 amino acids.
AGCUAGUAGCAUACCCUUGGCCAACAGAGUUUCAUUGACUGAACUGGUUCUGAAGGAUCCUAAACUCUGCUCAAAAUGUGUGCUGAUUUAAACGUUGUCCAGGAGGGCAACAGACUUCCAGCUGUCCAGCUAGGAGAAAGUGUACAAGAAUACAGCAACAAAUAUGGAAUGUAUAUCAAUCCUGCAGACCGUACUAAGUACAAACAUAUUAAAGGGAAAGAUCAAAUAAGAGUCUAUGUCGAUGGAGUAUUUGAUAUGUUUCAUUUUGGACAUGCCCGGUACAUCAUGCAGGCAAAAAACAUGUUCCCCAACACUUACGUUAUAGCUGGUGUUUCUGCAGGGUCUACAACUCUUGAGUUGAAAGGACAGACUGUGAUGACGGAGGAAGAGAGAUGUGAGAGUGUGAGACAGUGCAGGUACGUGGACGAGGUCAUCUGUCCUGCACCUUGGUGUAUUAACAAGGAGUUCCUUCACGAACACAAUAUCGAUUUCGUAGUACAGAACGAUGCACCUUACCCAAUGGGGGACAAUCCUGACAUCUACAAACCAAUUAAAGAUGCAGGUAUGUUUCUGCCGGUUAUCAGAACAAACUCAGUCUCAACGUCCGACUACAUUACUCGGAUUAUUGCUGAGUAUGACAAAUAUCUCCAGAGGAAUCUGGAACGUGGGUACUCCCGCCAUGAUCUUGGAAUUACAUUUCUGAAGGAGAAGCGGUUGGAGGUGAGGAGAAGGGUAGAAGGAGUUCAUAAAGCUAUUAACGGUUAUAUCGCGGAUUUUAUGGAGUAUUUCUACGAGCCCAUUAGUCACAGAAUAGUGGACUUCAUCUCGCCCCAAAACUCGCUCCAAAACUCCCCAGUUGCCUCAGAUGUGAGUGAUCAAGAGGAUGAGGAAGAUGGAACUGAAAGUAAAAGCAAGAAACAAAAGGCGGAAGAUUAACAUUGAAACUGAACCAGAUUUACCGGAAUGGCUGGGCCAUGGAUAUGUGAAAAUUGAACAAAAAACUGCGGGAAAUAAGAUGCAUGUUUUAUGUAUACUGUGUAGUGUAUACAUUGAAAAAAACACAUAUAUAGUAUACCGGUAAUAAACAUACCGGUAUAC